UAGCCGGCGACCAAUAACCCGUCUGUCUGGACUGAGACCAAGGGGAUGAGCGCUCGCCGAGGCCCAAUCAGCGCUUUUGUGUUGCCUGCCGGUGCCGGGGACUGGUCGCGAGGAGCUACUGCAGCGCUUCAGGAUCUGAAAGAGAACCCCGAGCUUGUGGAACCCGAGGGGAAAGUCGAGUCAGGAUGGAGCGGAUGUCUGAGGAGGCGCUGCGGCUGAACCUUCUCAAGCGGGGCCUGGAGACGUCCGAGGAGCGUGAAGAGGCCCUGGCCAAGCGCCUUAAGAUGGAGGGCCACGAGGCUAUGGAGCGCCUCAAGAUGCUGGCCCUGCUCAAGCGCAAGGACCUGGCUGCAUUGGAAGGGGCAGCGGUGGCAGCCGGGUCCCUGGACGGCGGCAAAGGCGGACUGGGGGGGAGCCACCACCACCAGAGUAUGCUGGCGGGCGCGGCGGCGGCCUAUGAGGAGAAGAUGAACGGGAGGCUGGGGGGCCACGGAGGGCCGAGUAAGAACGGCAAGGAGAAUAUGGUGGACGAACCAGUGGACUUCAGCGCCAGAAGAAGCGAUGUGGACCGUGAGCGACACACUCCGUCCCCGGACGUGAUCAUCCUGUCGGACAACGAGGCUUCCAGUCCCAGGGGGACGCCCCACCCCGAGGAGAGGCUGCACCAGGCCAACCUGGAGAUCUUCAAGGGGAAGACUGGCGAGGAGCGGCAGCAGAUGAUCAAGGCUCUGAGGGAAGAGCUGCGUCUGGAGGAGGCCCGUCUGGUGCUGCUCAAGAAGCUUCGGCAGAGCCAGAUCCAGAAGGAGAAUGUCGUGCAGAAGAUACCAGUGGUCCAGAAUACCCCCUCUUUAGUGCAGCCAUCCCCCAUCCACAGUUCACAGGGGAUGGGAAAGCUGCCGGUGCGCCCUGGCAUGCAUACCCCGGAGCCCCAGAACUUUCGCAGUGUACAGGGUCACACAGUCAUCAGGUCGGGGGCCAAUGCCUCCCUGCCACCGAUGAUGAUGUCACAGAGGGUCAUCGCCCCCAACCCAUCCCAGCUACAUGGCCAGAGAAUGACCUCCAAGCCUGGCAUGGGCCGCUCCAGCACGGGCAGUAUGAGCAACAUCAGCUACCAGCAGGCCACCAGCCAGCAGGUGGCGGCGUCCCAGCGUUCGGGUUCCUCUGCAAUCUACAUGAACCUGGCCCACAUGCAGGCGGCAGGGGCUGGUGGUGUGGGCGGUGUGGGGAUGGGCGGCAGUGGGAUGGGCGCUGUCAGCCCUUCCACCAUAUCGAGUGGCACAGGUGGCGGCAGCAGCUCCGGCGUGAGUUCCCUGGCGGACCAGGCCAGCAGCCAGGCGGCAGCCAAGCUGGCCUUGCGCAAACAGCUGGAGAAGACCCUGCUGGAGAUUCCCCCACCCAAGCCUCCGGCCCCACUGCUGCACUUCCUGCCGUCGGCCGCCAACAGCGAGUUCAUCUACAUGGUAGGCCUGGAAGAGGUGGUGCAGAGCGUCAUCGACAGCCAGGGUAAGCUGCGGGGGACGCUGUCGCGCAUGGAGCCCUUCUUCUGCGGCCAGUGCAGGAUCGACUUCACACCCCACUGGAAGCAGGAGAAGGGUGGGCGUAUCCUCUGUGAGCAGUGCAUGACGUCCAAUCAGAAGAAGGCCCUGAAGGCGGAGCACACCAAUAGACUGAAGAACGCAUUCGUGAAGGCCCUGCAGCAGGAGCAGGAGAUUGAGCAAAGGCUCCAGCAGCAGGCGGCCCUCUCUCCCAGCACAGCUCAGACAGUUCCCAACGUCAGCAAGGCCGAGACCAUGAUCCGACAUCAUGCCCUGCGUCAGGCUCCCCAGCCUCAGGCCUCCAUGCAAAGGGGUCUCUCCAGCUCGGCGAGGGGCGUCCUCUCCAACUUCGCCCAGGCAUCCCAGCUCUCCGUGGCCAGCGGCCUUCUGGGGAUGACGGGGAAGCAGCGCUGCGGAGGAGGAGGUGGCAGCAGUAGUGGUGGCGGUGGCAGCAGUCGGAUCCAGCAUGAUGGCCGUCGCCAGAUCUACAACAUCCCCGGUGGGUUUUUGAGAACCCCUUAUGGGUUGAACAUUGCAUACCUGAACCAAGGAGGGGUUGGGGCCCACAAGGGCUCCAGCUUAGCUGAUCGCCAGAGGGAGUACCUGUUGGACAUGAUCCCGCCACGCUCCAUAUCGCAGUCCAUCAACGGACAGAAAUGAACCCCGCCCUUUACCCCCACCUUCCCAAUUCUCUCCCCAAGGGCCACCUUCUCCAACCCCCCCCCCCCCCCUCUGCCGCCAUGCCCUCACAAAAAAAGACCACCUCCCCCACCCCAUUGCAUGCAGUGCCUGUCCGUGUGCCUACCUAAACUAACCCAUGGAAAACGACACAAUCAGCCUGAGAAACGACACAAUCAGCCAGACAAAAGACAACCAAACUGUCAGUGCAUCUUCUCGACUUUCUUACUAUAGCAAAAUGAUUUAGAAGACUCUCAAAUAAUUUGUACUACUAUUAUUGUCGCUGUUACUAUUAUUAUUAUGAUAACUGUUACCGCUUCAGUUACUAUUACUCUUAUUAAGCUUUUUUAUUGUUAUGCUAUGUAGAGCGCCUUUCAGUUCAUACCUUUACUUUUAUUUAUUGGGGGGGGGGGCGACUAUUGCAGGGUUGCUUUCGGAUUUCAUUGUUUUUCUUUUGGCAUAAUUGUAUUUUUAGUUACUCCCCUUCUACACUCCAUAUGUAUGGUUAUUUUAGUUUUCAAAAUGUUUAAAGCCACCUUCUGUUAUGGAUUGGAUUCUGGUGAAGUUUCAACGCGGCAAAAGAGAUGGACAUAUCGCUAUGUAAGAGGGCGAUCAUGUGGAAUGAACCGGAUCUAACUGGACACUGGUCCAAAUGACUGACUGCCCUGCUUUGAGUCGACCAGCAAAGAUGACGGAUCAUAACCAGGAAGCACUAUUCAUAUUUUUAUUUGACACAGUAUUAAUGGAAGCGAGAAAAUCCAGAAAGUGCACGCUAUGGAGCAGAUAGAUUUUUAAAAAAUCUAUGAACUAAGCACAGGAAAGUCCACUGGUGUUUGCGGUGAGAAAAAAAAACUCUGCUAUGUCACCGGUGGAGGCCAAGGCCUGCAUAGAGAAGGAGCGUGGCAGCCAUUUUGGACUGUGGCGUAUCGUCCCAUCUCGCUGCUUGGCACAGGCCUGAAAAUGGGGUCAUGAAACCUGCCCCCAAGAUUCUCCAUUGCCCCUCAAUGCCUUCACUUUCAGAGUAUGCAGAGACUUCAAACCUUUCUAAACCCAACUGUUCCUUGUGGUACCGCGAGGGAAAUGAAGAGGACUCGAGCAGGAGGUGGCAGUGGCAUGUUAUUUGUUUUCUUGUUGAUGUAGGGUUUCUUGAUUUGUCGUUGUUUUUUUUGCGCCGUCUCCUGUAGAAAAGGCUGCGUAUCUGUGAGGUACUUGCCCCAGGAGACGAUAAUUAUCAAAAAAUAGUGAACAGAUUGAAACUAUUCAAAUAUCUAUAUGGAUUAUGUAUUGAUGGCUAGCUUGAGAGAAAGGAGACUGAAAUGGAUUUAUCUAGCAAAUGGGAUAGAUGGAUCAAUCAUUGUGUUCAGGCAAUGCACACGAGAUGCCUCAUUCUCGAGGAGCACUUUUCUUAUUAUGAAUAAAAUGAAAAUAAAAGGUUAAAAAUUGUACAAUUCCCAGGUACCCCAAGGUGCGGAUGUCAUCCGAUUGUCUUCGGGAGAGAGAGACCAUUGUCCAGAGUGUUCAUGUGGACUGUAUCAGACAACAUUCAAUUGGUUCACCCUCUUAUCUUUUCAAUGAUUUGAACAGUUUUGUUAACGCUGGCACUGACACCAAAUAGUUUUUAUCCUUUUUCUUUUUUGUUGCUCCCCCCCGUUGUCCUUUGGGGCAUCGGUCAUACAAGCAGGGUCUCUCACACCUGUCAACACUCUUUUACCACUGCCACACACAUUUCACCAGCAGCACUUUCUAUGUUUGUCUUUCGGUUUGGUUUUGAAGUCAAGUUUGCUACACGUCAUACAAUACAUUAAAGCAGUGUUCAGUAAAUGUGCAGUAUUACUCCGAGAGAGGUAGACCAGCAGAUAUUCAAUUGGUUUAGGGUUUGUCUGGCUGGCAUAGGAGAUCGGUUUUUACAUGUGUCUCCAUGUAGAAGCUAUAGGGAGUUUAUGGCUAGUCUUGGGAAGAUCAGACAGGGCUUUUAGUUUGUGCUUGGUUCAGCGUCACAGUUUUCAGUCUUUCAGGCUUUUAGCGGAUUGUUGCAUUAUAUACUGCUAUAACCUAUCUUUGCAAUUUCACCUCUCACUGUAUCAGGAGUUUAGGUCAACCGUUGGAACGACAUAAAACAUUUGCCCCUGUAGGCCAUUGGCUCAACAGCGUAUUAUGUCUGUUUUUGGUCAAAAAGGUUAUUGAAUAAAGGGUUGGGGCACAUCACCGUCCCAAUGGCCAUAGAGAGUCUUAAGUAAAGCCAAAGGACCAUCGAAGACCCUGCAAUAAUAUUGUCACUUAAAAAUGUCUCACCUGUAUUGUUCACUGGCCUCAAGAAAGAGUUUGGGGUUUUUCACCCUCUUAUGCACUGACAACCUGUAUGGUGUGGUUGUGAGAUUAUGACCUACACUGUUAGAGUGGAAGCUAUGAGGAGCUGAACCAAACAAGAUGGAUUCUUUGAAAUGGGGGUAAUCUACUGAUUUGGAUCAAUCUCAGGAUAGUUAACACUACUAUCACUGGGUGUGUGCAGUUUAGCAGGCCUGACAUGACGGGCUUACAUUUAGUCCUACGGCAGAGUAGUCUGAAAAUUGGAUACAAGCUCUACCCACUGGAUACACAGAUUUGGUGUGUCAAGUGCACUCAUGCAGUGGCCUAUGAAAUCUCAAGUUCCCAUUUCCUAGUUCUUGUAAGUUAUUUAUACUGAACAUACACCAAGUCAUUAUGAAACUACCUUGGGUUUGAUUGGCAGGUGCAAUAUGUAGAUGUGAAUGGAAGUUUACAUUCAGAAGAGAAGGUUUUUUGUUGUUGCUUAUACUAUUGUCAAUCAAUACCUUCUUUUGUGGUUGGUUACUAUAGGAUGUCAUUUGAAAAAAUGUUUGUUGGGGUACAUUUUCUUUCCCACCCCAUCAUAUAUUUGAUUUGACUGUCGUUUUUUUUCUAUGUCCUUUUGCUACAAAGCUGGACUUGUAUAUUGAAGAUCCUUUCUCUCUCUUGCAGACUUUAAUAGAUGAAUCCACACACCUUGGUAAUUUCAACCACAAUCUUUUAUUUUUAUGUCAAAUGUUUUAGGGUUUUUAAAUGUCAUUCUUCUAUUUCUGAUGUCUCAAUUCAGUUAAUUUUUUUGUUUGGUUUGUAAUGUUUUAAGUUUUCAAGAAAAAAUCUAAAAAAUUAUCAAACAACAUUUUAUUGACUGAAAUAAAAAUGACACGAUAUUUGCUAGGUCAGAAGUAAUAAUGACUUAUUGUACAUAAGCUUUUUUUCUCCCUUCAAAAAAAAAUGGUAUAUUGUGUAGAAAAGCAAACAAAAAGCCAUGAAUAUAGUGAAGCUUGCCAUUUCGUUUUGUGAUCACUGUGUAUUAUUGUGUAACAAAUGUGCAAAAUGUAUGGGAUUCUCUUAUUAUUAUUUUUUACACAUUUUCUCCCUGGAUGUCUUUUUUUGUUGUAGUGAGUAGUGUUUGCCAGAAAAGUGGUCAUUGUUCUGAUGGAUUUAGAUCUAUUCCACAGGCUUUGAGCAUGAAGGAUGUCAAGUUCACGUAUGUUUGUUGUAUGUUCUAUUAGAAACUCAACGCUGUUCAGUGUAUUUCUUACUUUGGUUGAGCUCAUGCAGACUUCAUUUGUGAGGACGUGGCAUGGGUCAAAACGCUGACGGACAGUACUACCCCGGGAUAGUCAUCAAAUCCACAGAUCUCUCUGUGUUUUGUUGAUUUCAAUUUCUGUACUGAACUACAGGGCUACCCAUGUCUGAAAUUACAAGUUAAAAAAGUUACAUUUCCUUUGCUUUCUUCCAUAUUUCUAUGAAUAUGAAAAGGUGACAUUUUGUAAUGCUCCUGCUUUCCAUUGGAACAUAUAAGUUGUCAACAAAGAAAAAUACAAAAUAAAAUAAAAAGUAUUUGUUUUUAAUCUAGUGUGCUAGGAGCUGUUGGAGAUGAGUGAAAUAUUGCCCUCGUCACCAUUUUGUUCUGGUCAACAUCUGUUUUGGGGAAUUUUCAUGGAGUUAUCAAACUGACAACACUAUAUUGACUGCCAUAUAAGUGAGUUAAAUAAUAAUGGGGUUGUGUCUAAAACCUUUUAAGGCAGAUAAAGCUGCCCAUCAGGACAGUGUUCGUUAUGGGGUUUACUAAUCGUGAUGUCAUUCUGAUGGAGGACUGAUCACAUUUCCUGGCUACACAAAUGUAUUAUUUUAUUGGUAUAAUUUCAUUUACUCUUUGGCAUUUUAGUUAUUGUUGGAAAUACAGGUAACUUUUUGAAGGGGAGGGAGGGGGGAUUUAUUGCAAAUCAUUUUCUAAAUUUGAUGUGAAUAUGCUGAAAGCGUUUCUUUUUAUACAUAUAAAAUUAACUGCAAUUCCUCAGUUUGAACAUUGCAUAAUGUUGAUGUUGUAUAUUACAUUUGUGAGAAAAAAAUGACAUUGAUAAUGACUCAAUCUGUAUCAAUUGAAUGGACAUUGGGGAAUGGGUGAAAAGAUUAAAAUGAAUUUUGAUCCUAUAAAAAAAGCCCUUUUGUUUUAUUUUGAUUUCAAAUGUAAAUCCUGACCUUUUGCACAUACUUGAUAUUUAACUGUCUUCAAAAAAACAAAACAAAAAUGAAAGAAUAUUGAUGCUGUUUGAAAACUGCCAGUUGGUUAAUAAUGAUUAUGCAUUGACUGAAAAAAUAAGCUAAUUUUGGAGGAAAUAACUUUGUAAUAUUUAUCUCUUGCAAGCUAUGUUUAAUAAAGGAUGGAACGAUUUA
Messenger RNA from Oncorhynchus masou masou (cherry salmon), 6917 nucleotides. Its product is annotated as transcriptional repressor p66-beta-like. The transcript has 11 exons. The record is from RefSeq and is a predicted model, not a curated record. Gene Ontology annotation, biological process: negative regulation of transcription by RNA polymerase II. Bases 186 to 2195 code for a protein of 669 amino acids. Gene Ontology annotation, cellular component: NuRD complex. Gene Ontology annotation, molecular function: sequence-specific DNA binding. NCBI's taxonomy places the organism in Eukaryota, Metazoa, Chordata, Actinopteri, Salmoniformes, Salmonidae.